UUUUUUUGUUUGUAUAUACAGUGUCUCAUGAAUCGAUCAUCAUCAUCAUUUUUAUUUUAUUGCACGGAGCACACAAAAUUCAAAGUACGAAAUUGUUUUAUAUUUUAUUUAUUUUUAUAUUUUAUUUGCUUUAUGUGGCCAACAAGGAAUUAAUAUAUUUUAAGGGAAUAUUUUGUAUGUAUAACGUUUUUUUUUGUUAUUUAUUUUUGCGGAUUUAACUUUUACGGAUUUUAAUAUUUAUUUUUAAAUUAAGUUUGGCUAAAAAUUUGUUAAAAUUUUCAAUUUAAUUUAAAAUUUUUCUCUUGAAACAUUCUCCAAUUUAAAUUUCUUUCCUUUAAAUUUCUCCCAAAUAAAUUCGUCAGUAAAUGUUAGUCCGCAAAUAUUAGCUUUUAAUAAUUUAUUUGUUUUAAAUCAUUCUUUGAUCUCCUAUCUAUUUUUGUGUGCCUUUUACUUUUUUUUCUAAAAAAUAAAAGAAUAUUUAUUCUUCUUUUAAAAUUAUUUAGAAAAAAAGGAAGAUAAAAAACCUUUUCUUUUUUUAUUUUUUAAGUUCUAUUUAAUAUUUUAAUAUUUUUUAAUUUUUUUGGAAUAUUUUUAUGGAUAAUCAAAAAUCAUCUUCUUUCCCUUUGAUUACUGAAAAAGAAAUGAUUAAUGCUAGAAGAAAUAAAAUUUUGGGGGAUUUGGCAGCCCUUUGUAGACGAUUAUUGGAAUGUUCUAAAGUUGAGGCUGAGGAAAGAAAAAUUGGACAUUCAAAAUGUUGUGGGACAGAAUUGGUUAAUGGAACUGCUGAUCAUGGAAAAGAGCCAGCAGCAAUUAUUAAUAAAUUACGCGAACUCGCAUCUGCUUUUGAUUCUCAAUUUUUACAGCACAAAGCUGUUGAUCCAAGAACCAUGUGGGCAAGUACUUUUUGUUCUCCCGUUCUUGAAAGAGCUGAUCUUUUUGAAAUGUCAAUUUUUGGUUUUCGUUUUUCUGGAUGUUAUAUUCCACUUCACGACCAUCCAAAAAUGUUUGGAUUUAUUCGUCCUUUACGUGGAAAAGUUAAAGUUUCUUCAUAUUCUUGGUUAGAUGCAAAUGAAGAAAAUAAACAAUUUUCACAACAAAGAAAGAAUAAUCCGAAUUUUAAUGCAAAACCUGGAUAUAUUUUACGUCCAGCAAGAUAUGAAGGCCAAGUAAUUUUAUCUCCACCAACAGAAAAAUCUUCAUCAUUAAAGAUGGCUAUUUUAGAACCAAAUAUGGCUAAUUUACAUACAAUUGAAGCUUUGGAUGAUGGGGCAACAUUUUUUGAUUUAUUAGUGCCUGGAUAUAAUAAUGACAAAGACAGAACGUGUUUUUACUAUAAUAUAAUUAGUGAUAACAAUAAAAAACACUUAACUGGAGAUAUUGUCUGGCUAGAAGGAUCAGAAGAAUCACCAGAAGAUUUUACAAUGCAACGAAUCUAA
Meloidogyne enterolobii is the source of this 1436-nucleotide messenger RNA. Lineage: Eukaryota; Metazoa; Nematoda; Chromadorea; Rhabditida; Meloidogynidae. The record is from the annotation of a GenBank genome assembly.